Messenger RNA from Puccinia triticina, 381 nucleotides. RefSeq lists its product as uncharacterized. The coding region runs from base 1 to 381 and encodes 126 amino acids. Lineage: Eukaryota; Fungi; Basidiomycota; Pucciniomycetes; Pucciniales; Pucciniaceae. The transcript is spliced from 2 exons. The record is from RefSeq and is a predicted model, not a curated record.
AUGAGCAGUUCCUUGUGCACGCAUCUUACUGGGACCCUCAACCUGCCCGCCCAUCCGCAUGUUCCUCCAUACGAAGCCCGAGCGCCCAGCGCAGGACUAGAGAAGGGCCGGCCGGCCUACGAGCUCCAGCAGCGCAAGUUCCUGCAGGCGCUCCCGCCGCCCCAGAUCGCGCCCAGCGGGCCGCAGACCUUUGCGCUCCAGCCCCCCCCCCCCGCCGCCUCUCGGCCUGCCAGAAAGCCGCGCUGGCGACAAGCAUCCUCGGCUUGGUGGCGGUCUUUUUUGGGGCCUUCGUGCUCUAUGUCGUCAAGUCUUGGGACCAGCGGUAUAGCAGGCCCUUGUAGUGACCCCAACGCCUUCUGCACUAUGGGUUUCAGUACAUGA